UGACAUAUGUUUUUGUGUACCUAUAUUCCUCGGGUUUGGUGCCGAAUUUUUUAUUUUGGAUAACAAUUAACAUUACAGAUUUAAAUAAAGCAUUGUGUUUAUCAUCAUUUUAAUUCUAUACUGCCCCAGAAGUGCUAAAUAUUAAAAUUAUGAUUACGAACUUUGAUAAGCUUUGUUUAGAUUUAGAAAAACAGGAGCUUGAGGCCCCUAACGGAGUUACUUCAGCAGCCAAUUAUGCACAAUUACUAGCAAUAUAUUUAUAUCAGAAUGAUCUAUGUAAUGCAAAAUUUCUAUGGAAAAGAAUACCUCAGAACAUAACAUCAAGCAAUCCAGAAUUAGCAGCCGUAUGGACAGUUGGACAGAAAAUGUGGAAAAAAGAUCUGCCGCGAACUUACCAAGCCCUUGCUGCGUACCAUUGGGUUGAACCAGUUGCUACUAUAAUGAGGGCAUUAGAAGAAAAAGUUCGUGAAACAGCAUUCACUUUGAUAGGACGGUCAUACAGUUCCAUUUCUAUAGAGACUGUUGUCUCAAUGACUGGCUUGAGCAAGGAAGCAGUUCUACAAAUAUGCAGGGAUCGAAAGUGGGAGAUAAAUGAUGAUGGGGUCACUGUGAACCCAGCGCCUCCAGUCCAGCCCGCACCAUUGCAUACUUCCAGUGAAGACCAGCUUUUCAAACUCACAGAAUUUGUAUCAUUUUUAGAAAACUAAGCCACUUUAUUUGUAAACAGAUUGUAAGAUGUAACAUCUACACUAGAGGAAAAGACCCUCAAUCAAUGGUUUAUUUUCAUUAGAUUUAUAACAUUGUCUACUUUGCUUUAUCGCACACUGUAGUUUACGUCAUUUGCUUUUAAUUUAAAAAAUUAACAGUCGUUUUGGUAAUACAAAAAGUCAAUGUGGUAAGCAACAAUGCAAUUCAAUAUAAAUUUCAUCUAUAUGAAAAUACAGAGUGAUAUAAACUGAGUCUGAUCAGUCUAGUUGCUCAAAACAUGGAAUAAUUUGAAACUAUGUACAACGGAAGCACAUUGAAAUAUUAAUAAAAUAAAAGAACAACUUUCAAAA
Messenger RNA from Colias croceus (clouded yellow), 1058 nucleotides. RefSeq names its product COP9 signalosome complex subunit 8 (gene CSN8). The coding region runs from base 150 to 707 and encodes 185 amino acids. NCBI's taxonomy places the organism in Eukaryota, Metazoa, Arthropoda, Insecta, Lepidoptera, Pieridae. Gene Ontology annotation, cellular component: COP9 signalosome. Gene Ontology annotation, biological process: COP9 signalosome assembly; protein deneddylation. The record is from RefSeq and is a predicted model, not a curated record. The transcript has 4 exons.